CCUCUUCCACUGUCAUUGCCAAAUAUAGUUAGCAACAGCCAAAAGUCAAGGUUCGCUGCCAAGACAUUGACUGAGAAGGCACUCUGCAAAGCUAUAAAAGUCAUACACAACAUGAGUACUAUGCUUGAUGGCUGCACUUCUGGCUUUUUAAUAGUGGACAAGGGUUCAAUCCAGAAUGAACACUACAAAAGUUUUGAGGAUGACAGGAAUAAUAUUUAUUUGCCAUACCAUACCCACUAUUCUUCUAUGGGAGUG
Sphenostylis stenocarpa is the source of this 255-nucleotide messenger RNA. NCBI's taxonomy places the organism in Eukaryota, Viridiplantae, Streptophyta, Magnoliopsida, Fabales, Fabaceae. The record is from the annotation of a GenBank genome assembly.